CUCCCCUGUCCAUUCAGCCGCUGGGCACUGGGACUGUGGUCCAGACCUCACCCUCAAGCCUGUCAUUAUAAUCACUUAGCAGUCACAAAGACCUCCAGCCCUUCACAGGCUCUGUGCACAGUUCCAGUGAGACUUAAUAUUUCACACCACUCUGAGAUGGAGCUUCUAGGUGGCCGAGUGCCCUUCACCCAGUUUCAGGAGGAGAAGUACCAGAUGCUGGAACUGAACCAGCGACUCGAAUCGUACUUAGGCCAUGUGAAGCUUCUGGAGGAGGAAAACAAGCUACUGCGAGAGGAGGUCCACACUCUCAAGAGCAGCAAGGAACCACCAGGUCAGCGCAAAGCUCAAGAGGAGGCUCUCAGCCAGGCCAGGAGGAUGUUGGAGGAGGCCUGGAGGAAGAAAGAUUGUGUGGUAAUGGAAGUGGAAAACUUGAUGGAGGAUAUAGAGGUGGUGAGUAUUCAAAGACAGAAGGCAAAGAAUGCAAAGGCUGAAGCGCAGAGAAAACUCAUGGAGAGCAGGAAGGAGCUGGAAGAAGAACGUAGAGCUCAGAUAUGGCUGAGAGAAAAGUCUGGCCAACUUGAGAAAGACCUCUUGCUACAGAUGCAAGUCCACCAGGAAAACAUGGAAACCUUGCAUGAUUCUCUGAAACAGACAAAGCAAGUCUUGAUGACUCCACAACCCACGCAAACUACCAGCAUCCCAGACCUGGGACAAGAGUACAGCUACAGAGCAGCUCAAGCCUGGCAGGAGGCAACCAACAACUAUCAGAGACUGGUUGGACGCCUGGAAGAAAGUCUAAACCAAGCCAAAGCUAACAUGGCAAAGAUUCAUCAGGAGAAGAGAGAAAACCAGCAUCAAGUUCAGCAUUUGGCAAAGGAGCUUGAGAGCACUAAGACUAAGAGACAGAUGUUGGAGAAAAAUGUAGUGCAGCAGAGAGAAGAACAUACACAGGAGCUUCAGUAUCUUCAGGCCCAAGUAGAUGCUCUGGAGCUGGAGAAAGACAGCCUGGGGCAGCAGAUAGACAGCCUGAUGGUGGACAGACAAAAUCUGCUGCAGGUCAAGAUGUCUCUUGGAAUGGAGGUGGUCACAUACAGAGCUUUGCUGGACAGCGAGGGCCAGAGAAUUGACAGACCAACAACAAAAAUGACCAGUUCUGCUUUCUUUUUAGAUGUGUUCUCAAAGCCCACUGGGACCCAGCCAGCCUCACAGACUACUGCUGCUUCCUGCCAUGUCAGCAAUACUGUGUCUACAAGGCACAGAUCAAUCACCUCCUCUCACACUCUGCUGACCAGAGCAACUCCAUCAUGGACCCCGACACGAGGGACUCCACAGAGAACACCGACCAGUACCUCAGUGACAGAAAAGACAAAGGUUCAUAUCUCAGAGCAGACUGAGAAAGCUGCUGAGGAGUCUGUGGAUCAUGUACAGCAAGAGAAAGUCCAUGAAGACAUGGUCCUCAAAACAACACUCCCCGCUGCAGAACCAGAACCACAGCUCAAACCAGAAGAUUCUGAGAUUAAGGAGGAUGAAACAAUACAGUUCAUGAAAGCUCAGAUGGUUGAAUGUAAAACUGAUGCAUCUGCAUUGAUAAGUGUGUCAGCUGACCAACCAAGUAACUUGUCCCAAACUUCAGAGACAGAAAUCUGGGCUGGUCCAUUCACAGAUCCUGCAGGGGAUUCAGAAGAAAAGAAGCAUGAGGACACUGAAGUGUCUUUUGUAAUGGCCCAGAUCACAUGUGCACCUAAGGUUGCUUGUGAAGAAAAUAAAACCAUAGCAGACUAUGAAAAAGAUGAUGCCUGUAAAAUGGAUGUAAGAUCAGAGAACAUCAGUGAAAGUCACACAUUUGCAUAUGGAGAUGCAGAGAACAAUGAUGAUGAUGCAUUAAAAUCUAGCCAUAUCAGUGCAAACACCAGUAUAAUGGGUUCAUCGUUCCUCGAGCAAGGAACUUUAGAUAUGGCUGGUGAUUUUGGCUAUCAUGAAGAUUUAAUGACGGUAGAUAAACAGGACAAUGUGAGCAAUAUUAGUGAAGAGGGAAGAGAGCAAAUGAACAGUGGAACUGAUGCAGUGAUCGAUUCAAUGAAGGAGAUGGAUAGACAGGAAGAAAUUGAACCAGAGAAUGAAAUGAAAGUGGUGAGCCCUGACUCUGAGGAGGAAGAACAGGAUGAAAUGAACAUUGAUGCUGACACAAAGUUUACAAAAGAAGAUGAAUAUUUGACUGAAAUAGAAGAAGAAGAGAUUGAAGUGAUUAAAAGUGACUUUUCUGUGCUGGAUGAAGGUGUAGAUUCUUCCAUGAACAGUGAUCAUCAGGAGAGUUUAGAAAAGACUGUACUGCCAACUGAACCCCAUUCAGAUCAGACAGUAAAUGAAGAAGAUCCUUCGAAACCAGAAGAUACUGAGAUUAAGGAGGAUGAACCGAUACUAUUCACAAAAGCUCAGAUGGUUGAAUGUAAAACUGAUGCAUCUGCAUUCAUAAGUGCGUCAGCUGACCAACCAAGUAACUUGUCCCAAACUUCAGAGACAGAAAUCUGGGCUGGUCCAUUCACAGAUCCUGCAGGGGAUUCAGAAGAAAAGAAGGAUGAGGACACUGAAGUGUCUUUUGUAAUGGCCCAGAUCUCACGUGCACCUAAGGUUGCUUGUGAAGAAAAUAAAACCAUAGCAAAGGACGAAAAUAUUGACAACUCUGAGAUAGAUGUAAGAUCAGAGAACAUCAGUGAAAGUCACACAUUUGCAUAUGGAGAUGCAGAGAACAAUGAUGAUGAUGCAUUAAAAUCUAGCCAUAUCAGUGCAAACACCAGUAUAAUGGGUUCAUCGUUCCUCGAGAAAGGAACUUUAGAUAUGGCUGGUGAUUUUGGCUAUCAUGAAGAUUUAAUGACAGUAGAUAAACAGGACAAUGUGAGCAAUAUUAGUGAAGAGGGAAAAGAGCAAAUGAACAGUGGAACUGAUGCAGCGAUCGAUUCAGUGAAGGAGAUGGAUAGACAGGAAGAAAUUGAACCAGAGAAUGAAAUGAAAGUGGCGAGCCCUGACUCUGAGGAGGAAGAAGAGGAUGAAAUGAACAUUGAUGCUGACACAAAGGUUACAAAAGAAGAUACAAAUGUGACUGAAAUAGAAGAAGAAGAGAUAGAAGUGAUUAAAAGUGACUUUUCUGUGCCGGAUGAAGUUGUAGAUUCUUCCAUGAACAGUGAUCAUCAGGAGAGUUUAGAAAAGACUGUACUGCCAACUGAACCCCAUUCAGAUCAGACAGUAAAUGAAGAAGAUCCUUCGAAACCAGAAGAUCCUGAGAUUAAGGAGAAUGAACCAAUACAGUUCAUGAAAGCUCAGAUGGUUGAAUGUAAAACUGAUGCACCUGCAUUGAUAAGUGCGUCAGCUGACAAACCAAAUAACUUGUCCCAAACUUCAGAGACAGAAAUCUGGGCUGGUCCAUUCACAGAUCCUGCAGGGGAUUCAGAAGAAGGGAAGCAUGAGGACACUGAAGUGUCUUUUGUAAUGGCCCAGUUCUCACAUUCACCUGAGGUUGCUUGCGAAGAAAAUAUAACCAUAGCAAAGGACGAAAAUGAUGACACCUUUGAGAUAGAUGUAAGAUCAGAGAACAUCAGUGAAAGUCACACAUUUGCAUAUGGAGAUGCAGAGAACAAUGAUGAUGAUGCAUUAAAAUCUAGCCAUAUCAGUGCAAACACCAGUAUAAUGGGUUCAUCGUUCCUCGAGCAAGGAACUUUAGAUAUGGCUGGUGAUUUUGGCUAUCAUGAAGAUUUAAUGACGGUAGAUACACAGGACAAUGUGAGCAAUAUUAGUGAAGAGGGAAAAGAGCAAAUGAACAGUGGAACUGAGGCAGUGAUCGAUUCAAUGAAGGAGAUGGAUAGACAGGAAGAAAUUGAACCAGAGAAUGAAAUGAAAGUGGUGAGCCCUGACUCUGAGGAGGAAGAAGAGGAUGAAAUGAACAUUGAUGCUGACACAAAGGUUACAAAAGAAGAUGAAUAUUUGACUGAAAUAGAAGAGGAGAUAGAAGUGAUUAAAAGUGACUUUUCUGUGCCGGAUGUAGGUGUAGAUUCUCCCAAGAACAGUGAUCAUCAGGAGAGUUUAGAAAAGACUGUACUGCCAACUGAACCCCAUUCAGAUCAGACAGUAAAUGAAGAAGAUCCUUCGAAACCAGAAGAUCCUGAGAUUAAGGAGAAUGAACCAAUACAGUUCAUGAAAGCUCAGAUGGUUGAAUGUAAAACUGAUGCAUCUGCAUUGAUAAGUGCGUCAGCUGACAAACCAAGUAACUUGUCCCAAACUUCAGAGACAGAAAUCUGGGCUGGUCCAUUCACAGAUCCUGCAGGGGAUUCAGAAGAAGGGAAGCAUGAGGACACUGAAGUGUCUUUUGUAAUGGCCCAGAUCUCACGUGCACAUAAAGUUGCUUGUGAAGAAAAUAAAACCAUAGCAAAGGACGAAAAUGAUGACACCUUUGAGAUAGAUGUAAGAUCAGAGAACAUCAGUGAAAGCCACACAUUUGCAUAUGGAGAUGCAGAGAAUGAUGAUGAUGCAUUAAAAUCUAACCAUAUCAGUGCAAACACCAGUAUAAUGGGUUCAUCGUUCCUCGAGCAAGGAACUUUAGAUAUGGCUGGUGAUUUUGGCUAUCAUGAAGAUUUAAUGAAGGUAGAUAAACAGGACAAUGUGAGCAAUAUUAGUGAAGAGGGAAAAGAGCAAAUGAACAGUGGAACUGAUGCAGCGAUUGAUUCAGUGAAGGAGAUGGAUAGACAGGAAGAAAUUAAUGCUGACAAAAAUAAGAAAAAAGAACAUGAAAAUGUGACUGAAAUAGAAGAAGAAGAGAUAGAACUGAUUAAAAGUGACUUUUCUGUGCCGGAUGAAGGUGUAGAUUCUCCCAAGAACAGUGAUCAUCAGGAGAGUUUAGAAAAGACUGUACUGCCAACUGAACCCCAUUCAGAUCAGACAGUAAAUGAAGAAGAUCCUUCGAAACCAGAAGAUACUGAGAUUAAGGAGAAUGAACCGAUACUAUUCACAAAAGCUCAGAUGGUUGAAUGUAAAACUGAUGCAUCUGCAUUGAUAAGUGUGUCAGCUGACAAACCAAGUAACUUGUCCCAAACUUCAGAGACAGAAAUCUGGGCUGGUCCAUUCACAGAUCCUGCAGGGGAUUCAGAAGAAAAGAAGGAUGAGGACACUGAAGUGUCUUUUGUAAUGGCCCAGAUCUCACGUGCACCUAAGGUUGCUUGUGAAGAAAAUAAAACCAUAGCAAAGGACAAAAAUAUUGACAACUCUGAGAUAGAUGUAAGAUCAGAGAACAUCAGUGAAAGUCACACAUUUGCAUAUGGAGAUGCAGAGAACCAUGAUGAUGAUGAUGCAUUAAAAUCUAGCCAUAUCAGUACACACACCAGUAUAAUGGGUUCAUCGUUCCUCGAGCAAGGAACUUUAGAUAUGGCUGGUGAUUUUGCCUAUCAUGAAGAUUUAAUGACGGUAGAUACACAGGACAAUGUGAGCAAUAUUAGUGAAGAGGGAAAAGAGCAAAUGAACAGUGGAACUGAGGCAGUGAUCGAUUCAAUGAAGGAGAUGGAUAGACAGGAAGAAAUUGAACCAGAGAAUGAAAUGAAAGUGGUGAGCCCUGACUCUGUGGAGGAAGAAGAGGAUGAAAUGAACAUUGAUGCUGACACAAAGGUUACAAAAGAAGAUACAAAUGUGACUGAAAUAGAAGAAGAAGAGAUAGAAGUGAUUAAAAGUGACUUUUCUGUGCCGGAUGAAGUUGUAGAUUCUUCCAUGAACAGUGAUCAUCAGGAGAGUUUAGAAAAGACUGUACUGCCAACUGAACCCCAUUCAGAUCAGACAGUAAAUGAAGAAGAUCCUUCGAAACCAGAAGAUCCUGAGAUUAAGGAGAAUGAACCAAUACAGUUCAUGAAAGCUCAGAUGGUUGAAUGUAAAACUGAUGCAUCUACAUUCAUAAGUGCGUCAGCUGACCAACCAAGUAACUUGUCCCAAACUUCAGAGACAGAAAUCUGGGCUGGUCCAUUCACAGAUCCUGCAGGGGAUUCAGAAGAAGGGAAGCAUGAGGACACUGAAGUGUCUUUUGAAAUGGCCCAGAUCUCACGUGCACCUAAGGUUGCUUGUGAAGAAAAUAUAACCAUAGCAAAGGACGAAAAUGAUGACACCUUUGAGAUAGAUGUAAGAUCAGAGAACAUCAGUGAAAGUCACACAUUUGCAUAUGGAGAUGCAGAGAACAAUGAUGAUGAUGCAUUAAAAUCUAGCCAUAUCAGUGCAAACACCAGUAUAAUGGGUUCAUCGUUCCUCGAGCAAGGAACUUUAGAUAUGGCUGGUGAUUUUGGCUAUCAUGAAGAUUUAAUGACGGUAGAUAAACAGGACAAUGUGAGCAAUAUUAGUGAAGAGGGAAAAGAGCAAAUGAACAGUGGAACUGAUGCAGCGAUUGAUUCAGUGAAGGAGAUGGAUAGACAGGAAGAAAUUGAACCAGAGAAUGAAAUGAAAGUGGUGAGCCCUGACUCUGAGGAGGAAGAAGAGGAUGAAAUGAACAUUGAUGCUGACACAAAGGUUACAAAAGAAGAUACAAAUGUGACUGAAAUAGAAGAAGAAGAGAUUGAAGUGAUUAAGAUUAAAAGUGACUUUUCUGUGCUGGAUGAAGGUGUAGAUUCUUCCAUGAACAGUGAUCAUCAGGAGAGUUUAGAAAAGACUGUACUGCCAACUGAACCCCAUUCAGAUCAGACAGUAAAUGAAGAAGAGUCUUUCCCUGAAGAAGCUGUGGGAGAAGAAGAGAACCAAGGUGAAGAUGAUGACUCCCCAAACAUAGCCUUUUGUAGAAACGAUCCUGGUGAAUGUGACAGCUACAGUCCGGAGAACACGCUAGCAGACACUCGGCCCUUGAUUCAUCAUAAGAGUGAUGAGGAAACAAAAGGGAAUGUGCAAGCCUCACACCUCAUUGGUGAGACUAGUGAUAGUGAGGGUGAGAAAGAAAGAAUGGAAGGAGCUAACUUGAAAGAGGGGGCAUCCAAACACUUCAAUACCAUGGAGGAUCUCACAGAAGAACCAGACAUGGAGGUCACUGGAGAGAUGGUGACAGAAGAUAAUGUUUCUAAAGAAGAAGUGCAAGACAGUGAUAUGACAUGCAUAAAGCCUCAAAGUGACUCUGAAGUCCACGAAAGAAUUGAGCUCAAGGGAAACCUGGAAGAACAUAGUGAUUUUAUUACAGAGAUGAGGAAAGCUGAAGAUCAUGAUGUCAAAGCUUAUGAGCAACCACAACUGACUGAAAACCAGCAUAUGCACACUGAACAGCCUGAGGAUGAAACAGUCCAUUCAUAUGAAAGUCAAGAACAUCCAAUCUCAUUCCCUGAAACAUCUCAUCAACUUAAAAACCUCUUUGAAACUCCAUCAACUCUGACCAUGUUCCAAGAUGCAGCUGCAACCAAAAAUUCAGAAGAUCUUAUGGAAGCUUCCAUGCACACCAACGUGGAUCUCAAGCUGAGUCGCUCUUUGGAGAGUAAAAUAAGUAGUCAACCUGACAGUAUGACAUCAGACAUUCCCAACUCAGACCAGGAAGAGGGCAAUAGCUCAGAAGAUGAGUCUCCAAAUGCCAGCCAGUGUUUCCAGAGCACAAGCCUUUUAACAGUGGCUACUCUUAAAAAGCUGCCAUUCACCUUCACUAAUGGAGUCUCCAAGGCUGACUCUGUGUCUGACGUCAAUUAUUUGCCCGAAGAAGCACUUAGUAAGGAGAAGAACACUGAAGAACCUAAAACCCCUCAGACUGAUGACUGGGAGAAUUCUGACAUCUGGAGCAAAAGCAUGAAUGCUCCAGAUGCGACUGAGAUCAUGCAUGCAUCAAGUAUGGAUGAAAAUACAGGCGUUUUCCAAGUAAAUGAGACUGAGAGUUUAGAAAUCUCAAAUAAAACGGCAGAAAACAUCUUUGGAAAAUUUGAAGAACAAUUUGAAAGGACAUUGGAGAGCUUUUCAGAAAAAGUGCUGAGUGUGAUGGACUGUGAGAGCACCAGUUCGGGAGAGAAUGAGGAAUUUCAGUCAAAGGAAAAGAAAAGUGAGAUUCAUAGCUUUUUCAGCACUAGUAUGAAGGAGGAUUUUUGGAGUCAGGGGAAAUUGGAGAUGGUAGCUACCUAUGACCCUGCCAAGACUGAAGACUUAGACCAGGCCAUGGUCUUUGGAGAGGAGUGGAGAGAUAUGGAGAGAAUGCCAACAGAAAAUCUAAGUCCUAAAGAAAAGAUGGCCAUUCUUGAAGGACAGGAGGAGAAGCACAAAGAUAAAAAGCCAGCACAAGGCAAGAUGGUCCUAUCUGAUGACUCUGUUGAUGAGGGAGAUUCCUGGUCCUCUGGUGAUGAGUAACAGCUUUGUCUGUCUGUCUCAUUUUAGAACAAAAAAAAAAUGUAGUUCUCAUAGAUGGACAGAUUUAUUACUGAGACGAAAUGAAAAUUCAUGGUGGAAUACAGCAACAUCAAACACAAAGUACACAAAAAAACACCUUUAUACAUUCACAGAAAUUAAACCAGACAAGAUUGCUCAGCGCAGUGUGUGUAAUUGUAGAAUGUGAUCUCUGUAAUGGGAGUUAACAGCUGUCGUCUCGGGAUAGGAAGGCGUUGUACUCCGUGAAAGCCACGGGCUAGAAGGAUUCUUAAAGAUUUACUAUAAAGCUUUUCUUCAUGAUUGUUGUUUCUGUGCCAAUUAGACCUGCAGUCAGUGUUAAAAAUAUAAUACUUUUGUGUAUUUUCACUGAUCUAUGUUAUUAUGGAAAAACCACAACAUUUUGGAUUAAAACUUCAAAAUUAUACAAUUCUGAAAAGAUUAAUAAACAGUAAAAUAGCAAA
This is a messenger RNA of Carassius gibelio (silver crucian carp), 8801 nucleotides long. Its product is annotated as nestin-like. The transcript has 5 exons. Gene Ontology annotation, biological process: positive regulation of intermediate filament depolymerization. Gene Ontology annotation, cellular component: intermediate filament. The record is from RefSeq and is a predicted model, not a curated record. Gene Ontology annotation, molecular function: intermediate filament binding; CCR5 chemokine receptor binding. The coding region runs from base 157 to 8322 and encodes 2721 amino acids. Lineage: Eukaryota; Metazoa; Chordata; Actinopteri; Cypriniformes; Cyprinidae.